This is a messenger RNA of Amphiprion ocellaris (clown anemonefish), 6229 nucleotides long. Its product is annotated as polycomb protein suz12-B-like. Bases 537 to 2693 code for a protein of 718 amino acids. Lineage: Eukaryota; Metazoa; Chordata; Actinopteri; Pomacentridae. The transcript has 16 exons. Gene Ontology annotation, molecular function: chromatin DNA binding. Gene Ontology annotation, cellular component: ESC/E(Z) complex; nucleus. The record is from RefSeq and is a predicted model, not a curated record.
CUUGCCAGCAGCCACUGGGCGAGAAAUAAUAUGAAUUUUGGUGAAAUUAUGACAUCGGAAUCCCUGAACGCGUGUGCUACUUCUAUGUUUAAUCAUAUAUCGUUUGUCAACAGCUUUCGGGUUCUUAAUCGGUGAAGUCAGAGUGCCAGACGAUGCUAGCCGGUUAGCCCGGGUUGUUGCUAGCUGGCUAAGGAAGUUAGCCGGGUAGCUAGCCAUCCGCGUCAGCUUGCCGGAGGCUGUUCUCUUGUUUCGCGCAUUUCAAGCCUGUUCACCGACCUCAGUAACUGUUAAACUGGUUCCUAAACGUAAACGUUGCAUUAUAGCUUCACCAGUCUAAAAUGUGAAAGACAGAAACGUACACAAGCCGUUUUUAAAAUGAGGAGUAAACAGUGCUUAUCCUGAGCGGCUGGUUUUGUGCCAACGCUGCUCUUUUGUUUUGACAAAGGAAGAGGACCUGAAUUUCUUUCCUUUUUUUCCAAACCAUUUCACGUUUGGUGGUGGACAGUUUUGCUGGCAAUUUCCCCCCAGUUUCGACUAUGGCUCCACAUAAGCAGAGCUCCUCAGGUGGAAGCCACCCGGUGGGUUUUGGUUCUGGAGGAAAAGCCAACGGGUUGUACCAGUCGUCCUCCGCUGUGAUGGCUGCAGCCAAGAAGCCCAACAUGCAACUUAUUCAAGCCGACCACGAGUUGUUCUUGCAGGCCUUCGAGAAACCAACCCAAAUCUACAGGUUCCUCCGCACAAGGAACUUGAUUGCUCCUAUAUUCUUGCACAGGACACUCACCUAUAUGUCCCACAGAAACUCAAGGAAUAAUGUCAAAAGGAAAAGCUCCAAGGUUGACAAUCUGCUGUUCAAAGUAGAAAAGAUGAGAGGUGAACAGGAGACUCACAGCUUGACCUCUAAUCUGCAGCUCACAUUUACUGGCUUCUUUCAAAAAGCUGGAAAACCAUCUCAGGACAGUGAGAAUGAGCAGAACUCUGUGUCUCUGGAGGUGCUGCUGGUCAAAGUCUGCCACAAGAAGAGGAAGGAUGUCAGCUGUCCAGUGAAGCAGGUCCCUACAGGGAAGAAGCAGGUUCCUCUGAAUCCAGACACAAGUGCUGGAGUCCAGGCUAAGACAGGGUCCUUCCCCUCCCUGCUGGUCCCCAGCAUUGAGUUUGAACCCAGCAACUCUCACAUGGUCAAAUCUUACUCAUUGCUCUUCAGAGUAUCGAGACCUGGAUGUCCCCGAACACAGAUCAACGGCCUGGCCAAUGGAGAAAAUCACCACAGCAGAGAUUUCUCAGAGGAAGUCGUGAACAGGAAGAGGAGGAGCUCCUCUCUCAGGGAGGAGGGAGAAACCACAUUUGUGGCUCAGAUGACUGUCUUUGAUAAAAACAGGCGUCUGCAGCUGUUAGAUGGGGAGUAUGAGGUGUCCAUGCAAGAGAUGGAGGAGUGUCCUGUUAAUAAGAAGAGGGCGACCUGGGAGACCAUCCUGGAUGGAAAGCGUUUGCCUCCGUUUGAGAGUUUCUCUCAGGGUCCAACCCUACAGUUCACCCUGCGCUGGACCAGCGACUCCACUGAUCGAUCCACUGCACCCGUGGCUAAACCACUGGCCACCCGCAACUCUGAGACCAACCAGGACACCAGACCCAGCACCCUGAGAGCCACACACACACUCGCUGUUAAAGAAUCUUUAAAUGCAGACGUGCAAACCAGAAGAGAACAAAUCUUAGCUGAGCCCCGACAGAAGCUACGAAUCUUCUACCAGUUCCAGUAUAACAACAACACGCGGCAGCAGACCGAGGCCAGAGACGACCUCCACUGUCCGUGGUGCACCCUCAACUGCAGGAAGCUGUACAGUCUGCUCAAACACCUCAAACUGUCCCACUCCCGCUUCGUCUUCAACUAUGUGCCCCAUCCUAAAGGAGCAAAAAUCGAGGUCUCCAUCAACGAGUGUUACGACGGUUCAUAUGCAGGAAACCCUCAGGACAUCCACAGCCAGCCGGGCUUUGCCUUCAGCAGGAACGGUCCCGUGAAGAGGACUGCUGUCACCCACAUUCUGGUCUGCAGACCAAAGAGGACGAAGCCAAGUCUGUCUGAGUUCCUGGAGUCGGAGGAUGGCGAUCGGGAGCAGCAGAGGACAUACAUCAGUGGACACAACCGCCUGUACUUCCACAGCGACUGCUGCCUGCCACUCAGGCCUCAGGAGAUGGAAAUGGACAGUGAGGAUGAGAGGGACCCUGACUGGCUCAAAGAGAAGACAGUUAAGCAAAUUGAGGAGUUCACUGACGUAAACGAAGGGGAGAAGGAGAUCAUGAAGCUGUGGAACCUGCACGUCAUGAAGCAUGGCUUCAUAGCAGACAACCAGAUGAACGAGGCCUGCCUGCUGUUUGCUGAAAACCACGCUGCCGUCAUCGUCAAACACAGUCUUUGUCGCAACUUCCUGCUGCACCUGAUCAGCAUGCACGACUUCAACCUGAUCAGCACACUGACCAUCAACCAGGCCAUGGCCCGCCUCCGCCUCCUCCAGAGCCAGGCAGCUCACGGAGACGGGGAAGAAGACGAGGAGGAAGAAGAAGAGGACUGGGAAACGGCCGUGGAGUCCCAGCCGGAGCUGGACCCCGAUCCUGAUCCUGAUCCAUCCGAGUAUAAAGUCUGUAGUGAUGAGACGAGCAACGGCUGCCUGGAGAAUGGAAACCAGCAGGAGGGGAGCUGAGGAGCUGCGACAGAAAAGCCGAGCAGAACACGUCAGAUUGGUUUUAAACUAACCGUCGAUCAGACAUCCCCAAAUAGGACAGGAAACUGAGGCGACAAACAAACAGGUGUCAAACACACAGGUUACUGCAGGGAUAACGUCUUCAAAGGCAGGUUACAUCAGGAACAAGAUGAACUUUUAAUCUCGGAAGUCAUUUGUUUUCCACUUUUUCACAGAUCUGAGUCAAAGAGACACUUCAGAGGCGCUAAAAACGUCUCAACUUGUUAAAAGCUUGAAGCUUUGAAUUAUGAAUAUUUACUUGUUUUUCCAUGUUGUGUGUCCUGAUGCUGUAGAUAUAUCCAGAGCUUUAGCUCUGAAACUCAAAGGUGCUGCAGUUGCUGUGUCAUUUCUUUGUUUCCAGCCAACCAAGUUUAUUUGAAACUAUGGAGUGAGCACAAAACAAAUUCAAUCAAGGAGAGGGAUAUGUUAUUUUAAAAUGAUAUAUACAUUUGCAGUAAAAAUUAAAAUUUCUGUUUCACAUUGUUAAAUUUAUUUAUCAGAAAUCGGUUAUAAAAAUACAGAUGCUGAUGACUGGGGAAAAUGAUAAAGGUCAGAUCAGAUAAUCACCCAACCCCUUGUAUGGAGACAUUUUCGGGAAAUAGACAAAAUUCCAUGAAAGACCUAAAACAAUGUGUUGCUCAAUGCUUAAUGUAUUUUCUCCACUAUAAUUUCUCAGUUCUGCUCACAACUAAUUUGAUUUCAGUUGUUUGGGACUAUUUUCAGUGGUGGACUAAUCCACGUUCAGUACUGUGUUCUUUGGUGCCACUUUCCUUCAACAUCGUUACAUCGAUCACAUGCAAGAAUUCAUCCUGACCCGUAGUUUCAUGAUGGUUUAUUUUGUGUUCUCUCCAUAGUUCAGUUAACAAACCUCAGAUGGGAUCAUCUUCCUCAGUGUGAAGCACCAAUCAGUGACCUUCCAGGCACGCUCAGCUCCACCAAAGGUUUUCUUUUCAUACAGAGUGUGUUUACAUGCUCAUUGGUUUCUCGGUUAGGAGUCACAGGCGUGAUCACCUGCUCUGUACCUCAACAGUUCACAGGAAUCUACUUCAGUUUUAUGAGAACCUUGACUCUGGUGUGCAUGUACACACAUGUCCAGUACAGGUUUUUUUUUUAAACUACUGGUGCUAGAUGUUUUUAUUCCUCAGAAACCCUCAUUUCGAUGCAGCUCUGCUCCUUUCUUACAGCGAUCUCUUGCAGACUUGACGUUUUCCUCUUUCCUAUCAUGCAUCUCUGCUCUGCUGAUCCCAGGACAACAAAGACACACUUCAAGCUCCACCUCCUUUAAGAUUCAGCAAUGCAGAAUUGUGAAAUCUGAACACAACACGAGCAUAACUUGUGCCUCUAUUUUGAAGUCUGUCGAUUACUUGCUGAGUUUAGUAUUUGUGAGGCUCGAGAAGCGAAGAUACUUCUCACAAUGAAACAGCUGUUUUUAUUACCAGUUGAACAGGGCUGCGAAUGACAAUUAUUUCAUUGUAGAAUAAUCUGUUGGUUAUUUUCUCUGUUAAUUGGAUAGUUGUUUGGUCUGUAAAAUUUGAGAAAAGAUGAUCAGUGCUCAAAAUUACAUUCUCAAAUCAAAGAUACACCAUAUUGCCAAAAGUAUUCGCUCACCCAUCCAAAUAAUCAGAAUCAGGUGUUCCAAUCUCUUCCAUAGCCACAGAUGUAUAAAAUCAAGCACCUAGGCAUGCAGACUGAUUUACAAACAUUUGUGAAAGAAUGGGUCGCUCUCAGGAGCUCAGUGAAUUCCAGCAUGGAACUGUGAUAGGAUGCCACCUGUGCAACAAAUCCAGUCGUGACAUUUCCUCGCUCCUAAAUAUUCCACAGUCAACUGUCAGCUGUAUUAUAAGAAAGUGGAAGUGUGUGGGAAUGACAGCAACUCAGCCACCAAGUGGUAGGCCACGUAAACUGACCUACCACGGGAUCAGCGGAUGAUGAGGCACAUAGUUAUGGUGUGGGGUUGUUUUUCAGGAGCUGGGCUUGGCCCCUUAGUUCCAGUGAAAGGAACUCUGAAUGCUUCAGCAUACCAAGACAUUUUGGACAAUUCCAUGCUCACAACUUUGUGGGAACAGUUUGGAGCUGGCCCUUUCCUCUUCCAACAUGACUGUGCACCAGUGCACAAAGCAAGGUCCAUAAAGACAUGGAUGACAGAGUCUGGUGUGGAUGAACUUGACUGGCCUGCACAGAGUCCUGACCUCAACCUGAUAGAACACCUUUGGGAUGAAUUAGAGCGGAGACUGAGAGCCAGGCCUUCUGGUCCAACAUCAGUGUGUGACCUCACAAAUGUGCUUCUGGAAGAAUGGUCAAAAAUUCCCAUAAACACACUCCCAAACCUUGUGGACAGCCUUCCCAGAAGAGUUGAAGCUGUUAUAGCUGCAAAGGGUGGACUGACGUCAUAUUGAACCCUAUGGAUUAGGAAUGGGAUGUCACUUACAUUCAUAUGCGAGUCAAGGCAAGUGAGCGAAUACUUUUGGCAAUAUAGUGUAUUUAGUUUGCCGUCAUAGUGGAGUUUUUUUCCAGGUGCUGCCUCCGAUUUAUUUUGAUUCAUUAUGAACUGAAUAAUUUGGUAUUUUUAAGCUGUUUCUCUCAGAUGCACAAGCUCUUCAGAUCUGCCGUUACCUUUUUUUGACUGACUCAAUGAUGAGUUGUUAUACGGACUUUGGGCCACAUGUUAAAGAAGGCACACAACAUUCACUGGAGCUCAACAUGGUGCUGUUUUUUCCUCGUGUUGUUGCUGUGCCUGUUAUGUACAUAAGACUCUGUUUAAUUAGGUGUAAAGAAUUAGCUUUGGAAUAUGGUUGUUUGGAGACCUGAACACCAGCCAAGAAGUUUUGUUAGUUUCUUAGUUUACACACCAAAGGGGAUUCCUUUGAUGCAGAUUUCUCCGCUCUUGUUUCGUGUCUCAUGUUUGGGAAAAAAAAAAAAACAGGGAUUUCUGCAAAGCAGACUCAGGCCGCAUCUCUGGACCAUCUGACACAGGAUCCUCACUGCCUUCAAAUCAUCUGAGGUUCAACAGUGAGCAAAAAAAGCAGAGUCCAGAUACUGCCUUACAGUUUACUGCUACAUUUUGAACAGAUUGUAUGCAGUAUGAUCCUCCAGAUGUAGCCAGCUGUUAGGACUGGCACUGCCACAGAGAUAUUUUGAGCUUUGAUGGGAUUAGUUGGGUUUAUUUCUUGUAUUGUGGCCCUGCUCUUUUAAAAGCUUUACAUCAGUCUGAUGGUGACAAAUCCAGCCUGUAGGAAUCUGCUUUGCUGCAGGAAUUCUGAGCCAUUUGGGUUGACAUGCGACAGUUCUGUGACAGAGCACUUUCUGGUUUCAGUGGAGCCCAUUGUUGAUUUAUUAUUUUUUUGUUCAUUCACAAGACCAGCAGCAUUUUGCACAAGAUGGGAGGAGCCAUGUCAAGAAAACAAGACUUUUCUUCAACAAUAAUGUAAAACCAGCUUGACAAUAUGAACAUUUGAGUGAAGUCAGAUUGGUUUUCUAUUAAAGGAACCAUUUUGUAA